AUGACCUGGGUGGCAGUCCUGGUGGCAGUCCUGGUGGCAGCCCAGGUGGCGGCCCUGGUGAUGGCCCUGGUGGCAGUUCCAGUGGCAGCCCUGGUGGAGGUGGUGGCCCUUCUCAGUGAUGGCCCUGGUGGCAGCCCAGGUGGUGGCAGUCUCAGUGGUGGUCCUGGUGGUAGUCCUGAUGGUGGCCCUGGUGGCAGCCCGGUGGUGGCGCUGGUGGCAGCCCAGGUGGCAGUCCGAGUGGUGGCUCCAGUGGCACCCCGGGCGAUUGUCCUGGUGACAGUCUCAGUGGUGGCCCUGGUGGCGAUCCUGCAGGUGGCCCUGGUGGUGGCCCUAGUGGUGGUCCCGGUGAUGGCCCUGGUGGUGGCCCCAGUGGCAUCGCAGAUGGUGGUCCUGGUGAUGGCCCAGAUGGUGGCCCUGGUGGUGGCCCCGGUGGUGGCCCUGGUGGCAGCCCUGGUGGCAGUUGUGGUGGCAGUCCCUGUGAUGGUCCUGGUGGCAGUCCCAGUGGUGGCCCUGGUGGUAGCCCAGACUGUGGCCCUGGUGGCAGUCCUGGUGGCAGCCCAGGUGGUGGCCCUGGUGGCAGUCCCAGUGUCCCUGCUGUCCCUGAUGGCAGUCCCAGUGGUGUCCUUGCUGUCCCCGUUGCUGUCCCCAUUGUUGGUGUCCCUGGUGGCAGUCCCAUCGGUGUCCCCGCUGUCCCCACUGCUGUCCCCAUUGUCACUGUCUCUGGUGCCAGUGCCAUCGGUGUCCCUGCUGUCCCAGGUGCCAGUCCCAUCACUGUCCUCGGUGCUGUCACCGUUGCUGUCCUUGCUGUCCCUGGUGCCAGUCCCAUCAGUGUCCCCAGUGUUGUCCCCGCCAUUGGUGUCCCUGGUGCCAGUCCCAUCACUGUCCCCGCUGCUGUCCCCGUUGCUGUUCCCAUUGUCGCUGUCCCUGGUGCCAGUGCCAUCGAUGUCCCUGCUGUCCCAGCCGCGGCGGGCGAGGCGGCGCUCGGGGCGGUGCGCGCGCAUGCGGAGGUUGAGCGAGCUCUUCUGCGUGAAGCGCUUGCAGCACACGGGGCACUGGAAGGCGCGCACGCCCGUGUGCGUCACCAUGUGCUUCAGCAGGUAA
Melozone crissalis (California towhee) is the source of this 1101-nucleotide messenger RNA. Its product is annotated as calphotin-like. The record is from RefSeq and is a predicted model, not a curated record. The coding region runs from base 1 to 1101 and encodes 366 amino acids. Lineage: Eukaryota; Metazoa; Chordata; Aves; Passeriformes; Passerellidae. The transcript is spliced from 4 exons.